GCGGGGUGUCACGGGGCCGGCGCCGCCGCCGAGUUGCGAGUCGGCGAAAGCGGCGGGAAGUUCGUACUGGGCGGGAAGCGGCGGCCGGGCGGCUCGGGUGAAAAUGCCACGUGUGAAAGCGGCUCAGGGCGGAAGACAAGGCCCCGCCAAGAGACAACUCGCGGAGCACUUUGCGGCCGGAGAGAUCAUCACCGACAUGACGAAGAAGGAAUGGAAGCUGGGCCCGCCCGUGGGCCAGGGCGGCUUCGGGUGCAUCUACCUGGCUGAUACGAAUUCUUCAAAAUCUGUUGGCAGCGACGCACCCUGUGUUGUCAAAGUGGAACCCAGUGACAACGGACCUCUCUUCACCGAGUUAAAAUUCUACCAGCGAGCUGCCAAGGCGGAGCAAAUUCAGAAGUGGAUCCGCGCCCGCAAGCUGAGGUACCUGGGCGUGCCCAAGUACUGGGGCUCCGGCCUGCACGAGAAGAACGGCAGGAGUUACAGGUUUAUGAUAAUGGACCGCUUUGGGAGUGACCUUCAGAAAAUAUAUGAAGCAAAUGCCAAAAGGUUUUCUCGGAAAACGGUCUUGCAGCUGAGCUUAAGAAUUCUGGAUAUUCUGGAAUACAUCCACGAGCAUGAGUACGUGCACGGCGACAUCAAGGCCUCGAACCUCCUUCUGAGCGUCAAGAACCCUGACCAGGUGUACUUGGUCGACUACGGCCUGGCCUACCGCUACUGCCCGGAGGGGGUUCACAAGGAGUACAGGGAGGACCCGAAGCGAUGCCACGACGGCACCCUGGAGUUCACCAGCAUCGACGCGCACAACGGCGUGGCCCCGUCAAGACGUGGCGAUUUGGAGAUACUCGGCUACUGCAUGAUCCAGUGGCUCAGUGGACACCUUCCUUGGGAGGAUAAUUUGAAAGACCCCAACUAUGUUAGAGAUUCCAAAAUCAGAUAUAGAGAAAAUAUUGCAAGUUUGAUGGACAAAUGUUUUCCUGAGAAAAACAAGCCAGGUGAAAUUGCUAAAUACUUGGAAACAGUGAAAUUCCUGGACUAUGCUGAAAAACCUCUUUAUCAAAAUCUACGAGAUAUUCUUUUGCAAGGACUUAAAGCUAUAGGAAGUAAGGAUGACGGCAAGCUGGACCUCAGUGUUGUGGAGAAUGGAGGUUUGAAAGCCAAAACCAUAACAAAGGCUCUUCCCAGCCCAGGAAGAAACCGAAUUGUUGAUGCUGCUUUGAAGAGGAAGAAGGAGCAGGCGGAGGACGCGGAGUCUGACGCGGAGGAGAUGAGCUGCUGCAGCGCGCAGACGGAGGACGCCGUGCAGACGCGUUCAAAAACCAGAAAGAGAGUCCGGAAAUAAAUCAAGUGCCAUGAACCAGUUUUUUUUGUUUUUGUUUUUGUUUUUGCAUCUGAAUUUUUCUGUUUUCAGUGUUUUACUUUCAUAUGAGUCUUGUGGGGUAGGGGUAGCAAUGAAGUACCUAUGUUUUUGGAAAAAAAAUUUUUUUAAUUGAAAUAAAUACUUUGUACAAUUUAUUAAAGACUAGUUUAUGAAACUUCAAAAUCUUGAGGUUCUGCUCUUUAAGUUAUCCCACCCACGUGUUACGUCUGUGGCUCUGGAAGGUAUCUGAGAAAAACUACUGUCUGUGGCUUGCACUUUUCUAAUUGUGUGUGUUUCAUAGAAUGUUUGUCAUAGUCCUGAGGAAAUCUAGAAUAUAAAAUAAAAGUCUUUUUGCUUGA
Molecule: messenger RNA, 1716 nt
Organism: Sorex araneus (European shrew)
Lineage: Eukaryota; Metazoa; Chordata; Mammalia; Eulipotyphla; Soricidae
Gene: VRK1
Product: VRK serine/threonine kinase 1
Exons: 14
Coding region: 104-1339 (411 amino acids)
Biological process (GO): signal transduction; peptidyl-serine phosphorylation
Cellular component (GO): nucleus; cytoplasm
Molecular function (GO): ATP binding; protein serine/threonine kinase activity
Source: RefSeq, a predicted model, not a curated record